AACACCACAGCUCCCCCCUCCUCUGCUUCCACCACCUCCCUGAGCGCGAGAUCCAGAUCUUGGCAGCAAUGGCGGGGACGGUGACAAUCCCCGGCUCGUCGGUGCCCUCGACGCCGCUGCUCAAGGACGAGCUGGACAUCGUGAUCCCGACCAUCCGCAACCUCGACUUCCUCGAGAUGUGGCGCCCCUUCUUCCAGCCCUACCACCUCAUCAUCGUGCAGGACGGCGACCCCAGCAAGGUCAUCAAGGUGCCCGAGGGCUUCGACUACGAGCUCUACAACCGCAACGACAUCAACCGCAUCCUCGGCCCCAAGGCCUCCUGCAUCUCCUUCAAGGACUCCGCAUGCCGCUGCUUCGGCUACAUGGUCUCCAAGAAGAAGUACGUCUUCACCAUCGACGACGACUGCUUCGUCGCCAAGGACCCAUCCGGCAAGGACAUCAACGCUCUUCAGCAGCACAUCGAGAACCUGCUCAGCCCGUCCACCCCGUUCUUCUUCAACACCCUGUACGACCCCUACCGCGAAGGCGCCGACUUCGUCCGUGGAUACCCCUUCAGCCUCAGGGAGGGCGCCCCCACCGCCGUGUCCCACGGCCUGUGGCUCAACAUCCCCGACUACGAUGCGCCCACGCAGAUGGUCAAGCCCCGUGAGAGGAACAGCAGGUAUGUUGAUGCUGUCCUGACUAUCCCCAAGGGAACGCUGUUCCCCAUGUGUGGCAUGAACCUUGCCUUUGACCGUCAGCUCAUCGGCCCUGCCAUGUACUUUGGCCUCAUGGGCGAUGGCCAGCCGAUCGGCCGCUACGACGACAUGUGGGCUGGAUGGUGUGUCAAGGUCAUCUGCGACCACUUGAGCCUGGGAGUCAAGACUGGCCUGCCUUACCUGUGGCACAGCAAGGCCAGCAACCCCUUCGUCAACCUCAAGAAGGAGUACAAGGGCAUCUUCUGGCAGGAGGACAUCAUCCCGUUCUUCCAGAGCGCCACCCUCUCCAAGGAGUGUGACACAGUCCAGAAGUGCUACAUCUCGCUCUCCGAGCAGGUCAGGGAGAAGCUUGGUAAGAUUGACCCUUACUUUGUGAAGCUUGCUGAUGCCAUGGUCACCUGGAUUGAGGCCUGGGAUGAGCUCAACCCAUCCGCUGCUGCUGCUGCUGAUGCUGAGAACGGGAAGGCAGUGGCCAAGUAGGCCGGUCGGCUGAUCUUCUGAAGAAGUCAAGAGAAUACUGAAGCAGCCAAGUGUAUGGUUGGGGCCUCGGCCCUCAUAGAUAUAUACUAUUAGUUCUUUUUGACAAGGAGAGAUCACUGAGGAAGAAGCUUUUAUAAUUCACUGUUGUUAUGCUGGUGGUUCUUUUGUAGCUGGAAAAAGGAUUUGUUAUCAUUUACAUUAUACAAGACAAAUAAUAAUAGUUCUGCGUAA
Messenger RNA from Lolium rigidum, 1409 nucleotides. RefSeq names its product UDP-arabinopyranose mutase 1-like. Gene Ontology annotation, biological process: plant-type cell wall biogenesis; UDP-L-arabinose metabolic process. Gene Ontology annotation, molecular function: UDP-arabinopyranose mutase activity. Gene Ontology annotation, cellular component: Golgi apparatus; cytosol. Lineage: Eukaryota; Viridiplantae; Streptophyta; Magnoliopsida; Poales; Poaceae. The record is from RefSeq and is a predicted model, not a curated record. The transcript has 4 exons. The coding region runs from base 69 to 1178 and encodes 369 amino acids.